AUGCUCGCUCCCUUUUUGGUCAGCCCCGCAUCUUGUCUUUCGUCUCCCUUCCUUUGCUUUCUUCGAUCGCUCUUGUUCACAGUGGCGGGAAGCAAUUUGUUAGUAAAGUGGCUCACUCUCUCACGAGCGCGACAGGAAAAUAUGUCAGAGGUGGAUCAACAGCAUGGGGGGCAUUCUGCACUUGAGUGCUCCGGUCACUUAUCGUUGACGAAGCGACCGCCGUCUGCUCAGGUGGGCGGAGAUCCGCUAAUUUUGGGCGUCAAGUCAAGGGUCAAAGAGCUCCGCCGUCUAGUGGAGGAAAAGUCCCGGCUACAUAAGACCUUGGAAAACAGACUGCGAGUUCAGACAACGGAGACAGCGAGGAUGAUGAGCGAACUACAGGCCCUUGACCACAAGAUAGAGGAGGCACAAUGUCGUAAGAGGCGCCUGUUGCGACUGGAUGUUGCGGCAAGGAAGCGACAGGAGCAACUCCGGGUGGCCCUGAAGGAGGCGGAUACGGCGCUCAUGCAGUUGAAGAGUAGAUGUACCCAACCAUGUGGGGUAGGGAUGGGGGCAUCGCCAGAAAAGCUCAGCUCGCAAGCUCUUCCAAUAGUGCCACCUUCUGUGGGUCCUUCGGAUGAAGCGGUUCGUGUUGCAACCGCGUGCUCUACGUGCGGGGAGAAGGAGCAAGCUGGACUACAGCAAAAGCUUUAUAGCGUACGUACCAAAUACCGGAAACUUUGUGAGGAGAACAGAAAACUGCAAAUGGCGUUGGAUGACAUCUCAGCAGAGGAGACGGCGACGUCGUCAUCAAGCACACGCAAAAGUAGUGGUUGUAGCAAUAGCGUCAAUAAAGAUAGAUUGGAGUAUAGGGUGGCGCUCGAGGAACUGAUCGGCAGUUUUAUGGAAGCAACCAGCGUCAGCGCUUCACCCCAUUAG
Trypanosoma brucei brucei TREU927 is the source of this 918-nucleotide messenger RNA. RefSeq lists its product as hypothetical. The record is from RefSeq and is a predicted model, not a curated record. The transcript has a single exon. The coding region runs from base 1 to 918 and encodes 305 amino acids. NCBI's taxonomy places the organism in Eukaryota, Euglenozoa, Kinetoplastea, Trypanosomatida, Trypanosomatidae.